GAACUGUCGGGCCACAAGGAGCGGGGCCGGGGUGCGCUCGGAACAUCUGCGGCCCAGCUGCGAGAAGUACGGCGCCAAGAGCACUUUGGAGCCGCCAAGCUGGAGCUGGAACUGGAGUUCCGUGGGGCAGGGGCCCCGGCUGCUGCGCAGCGGCUCCUCCAGGCCGCGGCCCCGGCGGAGAACGAGCCGCAGGCGGGGUCGGGCCCCAGGCCAAGCGCCCGGGCUGAGAGCGUGCUGCGCUGGCUCACCACCGCCGUCCUGUACGCCGCCUUCCUGGGGCUGGGAAUGAGUGUUGCUAUACUGGGACCCACGUUUCAAGAUUUGGCAAGGAAUGUAAACCAAAAUAUCAGCAGUCUUUCUCUAAUUUUUGUGGGCCGUGCGUCUGGAUAUUUGUGUGGCUCUAUGAUUGGUGGUAUUCUUUUUGACUGUUUGAAUCAUUUUAUAGUUUUGGGGGUGACACUGAUGGCUACCACAGUUGGUCUUUAUCUCAUUCCUUUUUGCAAAACUUCAGUAUUACUGAUUGUCAUGAUGUCUGUCUUCGGUGUUGCAAUUGGUGUCCUGGACACAGGUGGGAAUGUCCUUAUCUUGGCUCUAUGGGGGGACAAAGGAGCCCCACAUAUGCAGGCCCUGCACUUCAGUUUUGCCUUGGGUGCCUUUUUGGCUCCUCUUCUGGCAAAAUUGGCCUUGGGAACAACACUGUCCACGGAAAACCACACAGAGCCUGACCUUCACCCUCCAGCCCUCAGCCAAUCACCUGAAGCAAACCCAGGCCCUCUGUUUGCAGCACCUGAUGACUUGAACUUACUGUGGGCUUAUGCUUCUGUCGGCAUGUACAUUUUUGUAGUUUCUGUCUUCCUGUUUGCUCUGUUUUUUAAGACACCUUCAAAGCAUGAAAACCCAACAGCAUCUGCUCAGUUAUCUCGAAGAGUUAAACAUCACAAGGCCCUGCUCUGUCUCCUUUUUAUGUUCUUCUUUUUUUAUGUUGGAGCUGAGAUAACCUACGGCUCUUACAUUUUCUCAUUUGCAACCACCCAUGUUGGCAUGGAAGAAAGUGAAGCAGCUGGGUUGAACUCCAUCUUCUGGGGGACCUUUGCAGCCUGCAGGGGCCUGGCAAUCUUCUUUGCUACAUGUUUACAGCCUGGAACCAUGAUUGUGUUGAGCAACAUUGGCAGCCUGGUCUCAUCUUCAUUUCUGGUGCUUUUUAACAAGAGCCCACUUUGUCUCUGGAUAGCAACUUCAGUGUAUGGGGCCUCAAUGGCCACCACCUUUCCCAGUGGUGUUUCUUGGAUUGAACAGUACAUAAGCAUAAGUGGGAAAUCUGCAGCAUUGUUUGUAAUUGGUGCUGCACUGGGAGAAAUGGCUGUUCCUGCAUUAAUUGGAAUUCUACAAGCACAGUACCCAGAUUUGCCAGUAGUUCUGUACACCUGUUUGGGGUCAGCAGUAUUCACUGCUGUAUUAUUUCCUGUGAUGUAUAAAUUAGCCACUUUGCCUCUGGAUCUUCAACGGAAAGACAACAGAAGGAGUAAGGACCAGAAAGCUUUGCUAAAUCACUAUGAAGAAGACAAUGAAGGACAGGAUGAAGAAAAAUAUAAUGAGAUGGAUUUUGAAGUUGUUGAUGUGAAUGUUACAGUGAGGCCCUCUGUCAUACAGAGAUCUGGAAAUACUUUGAUGGACCCCUGAACUGACAAAUCCAACUAUUUGCGCUCAACUGCAAUGAUGUUUGAGUCUUCACCUAAUACUGGCGAUUGUCUUAUUUAAUACUUUGCCAGAGACCAGGAGAACAUGGACUUGCAUUAGAGAAGAUGGAUUACUUAGUGACUUCCUUGAAUAAUUGCCACUUCUAAGGAAUCUAUUUGGAACAGAGCCUUAGCAGGUUUCUGUCUUAUUGCUUUAUUGGUCCAUCUCUAACAAAUGCUAAAAAUUUUAUAAUAUCAGUUGCUUUUAUACAGUAGAAUUUGUUAUGAGACUAGUGUUUGACCUGAGCCCGAGUAGGUAAUAGUUUAUGGUUUGCACCUUGCAGAGCAUAUAGAGAAAGCUUUUUGGGGGGAAGCUGGGUGGAGUUCUAAUAGAUCAAAACCAUGGAGAAGUGGAAUGGAUUUGCUGAGGAAAUGAGUGGCAGCCAUACUCUGCUGGGGAGUUGGGUUGAGUUGUUUCAUGAAAGUACAUCCUUGGAAAAAAAAAAAAAAAAAAGAAAGUGCAUCCUUGGAAAUAGAUGUUUUUAUUAAUUGCUUUACCUUUUCUGUAUGGUUGGACCAAAGAAUGCUAAUAAUUCAUUUCAGUUUUUACUUCUAUGAAGAGAACAUAGAUCAGGGGCCAAGGGAUCUGGCUUCAAGAGAUGACUCUACCUUUGGGUCUGUAUUGCAUCACUUAACAUAUGUCUCAUUUAUCUCAAUUUGUGAACUUUGAUGCUAGUGGUGAAAAUGGGAUGAGUUCCAAAUUGAGAAACUUAACGGGUUUUAAGUUUACAAGAUGUCUGCUACAACACCCCAUUCUUCAUUUUAGAUUCUAUUUUUGUUUGCCUUUUGGCAGUGCUGGGGAUUGAACCCAGGACCUUCA
Messenger RNA from Heterocephalus glaber (naked mole-rat), 2556 nucleotides. RefSeq names its product solute carrier family 60 member 2 (gene Slc60a2). Gene Ontology annotation, biological process: transmembrane transport. Gene Ontology annotation, molecular function: D-glucose transmembrane transporter activity. The record is from RefSeq and is a predicted model, not a curated record. NCBI's taxonomy places the organism in Eukaryota, Metazoa, Chordata, Mammalia, Rodentia, Bathyergidae.